Messenger RNA from Bubalus bubalis (water buffalo), 3182 nucleotides. RefSeq names its product transmembrane protein 89 (gene TMEM89). Lineage: Eukaryota; Metazoa; Chordata; Mammalia; Artiodactyla; Bovidae. Bases 2050 to 2529 code for a protein of 159 amino acids. The transcript is spliced from 2 exons. The record is from RefSeq and is a predicted model, not a curated record.
AACAGGGGGAGUGUGAAGCUGGGGGGCCAGGCCCAGGGCAGGGACAUCCCCAGUCCACAUUCCGCACCCCAUCCAUCCCCUGCUGCAUGCAGCCCUUGGCACCUGUGUCCUCAUCUAUAAAGUGGCUGGAAUCAGAGCUGCUUCUCAAGAAUAACCUGUUCACAAGGACACCUAAGCAGGUGAGGGCAGGCCAGGUGCCACUGGGCAGCCCUCGGGGGCUGUGCUGUGAACACCUGCGUUCAGAACACCUGUAGUGAAGAGACUGUGGGCAUUCCCUGGUGGUCCCAUGGUUAGGACUCAGCUUUCACUGCCAAGGGUGAGGAUACGAUCCCUGGCUAGGAAACUAAGAUCUCACAAGUCACACAGCAUGGUCAAAAGAAAAAAAGAAUGUGCAUGAUUGUUUUACUUGGGGAAAAAUUGCCUAUUCCUAUAACUAGACUAUCUGGACUUUGCAGGUCACUGUCGACCAAGAACCACGUGCAGAUUUCAGCCAUAAAACACUGACAUCUGGGCGUGCGGCCCUGUGAACAGCAGUGGUCCUUUGGGCCAGCUGAUGCUGAGUGAUCAGGGCUAGGCUGAGGGGUUGAAUCUUUCUGGGCCUCUGUCCUCCUCAGGAGAGAAUGAGAAUAGUACCCACUUCAUGGGUUGCUCAAUGAGUAUUCAAUAAGCAAAUACCACAUAGCUUGCGGCAGCGCUAGACUCGCGUCACCUGCCGAAACACGUGAGCCUGCCCUUUUCAGGUGCGGGGCCAGUGGACGGGGCCCUCUUGCCUGGCUGUUUCUCUCCCGGCCUUCAGUGCCUUGCCCCCACCGCCCCCCCAUCCUUGCCCAGGAAGUCAGGGUGCUUUGUCACGCAGUCACACUGCCUGUCACGAUGUCACAGUCUCCAGCUAUAAGGAACAGUGCCUGGCACCUGGAGGUGCUGGGUAAAUACUGGUUAAGUGAAGCGUAGGCGCUGGAGUGGAAGGAAAACUACAAACACGGACCUGUAGUUACAGGGAGACUUUGUGUAUUGCCCUGUAUUUUUUUUUUUUUUUUUACAGAUUGAAGGUUUGUGGCAACCCUGCAUUGGAGCCAGUCUAUCGAUACCAUUUUUCCAACAGUUGCUCACUUUGUGUCUCUGUCAUGCUGUGAUUCUCACAGUAUUUCAUACUUUUUCAAUUUGUUAUAUUUGUUAUGAGGAUGGGUGAUCAGUGAUCUUUGUUAGUGCUAUGAUUUGCCAAAGGCUCCAAUGACGGUUCGCAAUUUUUAGCAGUAAAGUGAUUUUUUUUUUUACUAAGGUAUGUACUUUUUCCUAGACAUGAUGCUAUUCCAUGCUUCAUAGAAUACCGUGUAGUGUAAAUGUAACUUUUAUAUGCACUGAAAAACCAAAAAAAGUCACGCAACUCGCUUUAUGUAUUUUGGUGGGCUGGAACUAAAGCACAGUAUCUUUGAGGUAUACCUGUACUUAGAGAUGCUUUGAAGAAAGUAAAGCAGGGUCAUGUGAGAGAGAGGGGACUGUGUUACCCAGGAUGGUUCUAGAAGGGAGGCUCAGGGAGCAGGUGACACUUGAGCUGCCAUCCAGUCAUCUUUUUGGACAGUGCUCCUGGCGUAGGGGGUGUUCCAGGAACCCCAGCGUGGUCUGCAUGGUUCAGCAGGGGAGACCAGGGCAUGGAGCACCUCACAGGCCAGGGCGAGCCUUCAGGCUUCUUUCCUGAGAGUAUGCGCCCGCAUUUUUGGGUGUUCACGAGUGGUCCUUGGGGCUGAGUCUGGGAAGCAGGGAGCACGUCUAUACUUGGCUUGAUCGGCCUGUCACUGGUGGAGAGCAGCAUUAGGAGUUGUGGGUCUAGAAUUUUAGGAGUUGGAUGCUAGGUGAGGAGGAGGGGAGAGGGGGCAUGCCUUCGGUUCUGGACCCCCAGCCUGCCCCCCAUCCCAUGGUUCUUGGCCGCGCUGCCCCUCCUGAAAGCCAUGGGCCCAGCCGGAACCUCCUGCCUCGCCUGCUCCCCCCGGGGGAGGGGUGUUUGCCUGUUGCCAGGCGCCCAGGUUCCGGCCCCUGGCACUUGCUGCAGCCAUGCUGCACAUACAGUCCUUCCUGCCAUGGCUGCUUCUACUGACGAUGCCCAUUUGCACCCACGCCUGGUCACGGCCCAUGUGGUACCAGGUGGGCCUGGACUUACAGCCCUGGGGGUGCCAGCCAAGCAGCCUAGAGGGUUGUGAGAGCAGCCUGGGCUGUCCCGGCUACUGGAUGGGCCUGGGGACGAACCGCAUCUACCCGGUGGCUGGGGUCACGGUCACCACGACCAUGAUGCUGAUGCUCAGCCGUGCGCUGAUGCAGCGGCGGCGUUCACAGGCCUCUAAGAGCGAGCAUCCGCAGCUGGCCGCCCACCCCUGCGCCACUUGGAAACGACGUGGCCCGAUCUCAGACCACGCCCUCCUCCUCGGCGUCCUGCAUAUGCUGGAUGCCCUCCUGCUGCAUAUUGAGUGCCACCUGCAGCGUCUAGCUGCCCAGCAGCGCUCCCAAAUAAAGGGGACUCCCGCCCAGACCGGGUGACCCAACACUUUCCUCUCUCUGCCUGGUGGCUUGUUGUGGUUUGUUGGACCAGGCUCAGGCCAGUGUCUCGUUCUCUCCAGACCUGUCGAGACCCUGUGCCCCUUUCCUACUUUCAGAGCCAGCAGACCCAUCGAGGCCUCAGUGCUCCUCGAUGGUGGGGCAGGUGGGGCCCGGGCUGGCUCACACUGCUCCAUCACCCCCCGUCCCAACUCAGCCCUCCUCUUUAGGGAUCAUGCUCACAAAUGCAACUGCUCCUCUGGGGCUUCUCGGGGUCCCCAGUGUGGGGGGGGGAGACUUGGCCAUCAGGGCAGGUGUGUGUGGUCCGGGGAGGGCAGCCCAGAGGUGACCAUGUGGCUGAGUCAGCUAGGGCUCCUGGUUGAGCCUGCGGGGCCCGAGCUGGGGCUGGGGGUUAGAGGGUGGGCCCUGGCAGCCUUCAUCUUUAUGACAUCUCAAACAUGCAGAGGCAUCUAAGUGGCUCUUGCUCUAAGACCCCUCGGAAGCGGGAUGAGGGCUAAACCUCCCCAAGGGACCCUCACCGCCCCCUUCCUCCCUUCCUCUACCAUCAGAUCAGAUCAGAUCAGAUCAGUCGCUCAGUCGUGUCUGACUCUUUGCGACCCCAUGAAUCGCAGCACGCCAGGCCUCCCUGUCCAUCA